Molecule: messenger RNA, 969 nt
Organism: Striga hermonthica
Lineage: Eukaryota; Viridiplantae; Streptophyta; Magnoliopsida; Lamiales; Orobanchaceae
Source: the annotation of a GenBank genome assembly
AUGGGGGUCAUCCACAGGGACCUCAAGCCCGAGAACUUCCUGCUGCUCAGCAAGAAUGACCACUCGCCCCUCAAGGCCACAGAUUUCGGGCUUUCAGUGUUCUACAAAUACGGAGUAGUUUUCAAGGACAUUGUUGGCAGUGCAUAUUACAUUGCUCCGGAAGUCCUUAAGAGAAGGUACGGACCAGAAGUCGAUAUUUGGAGCAUUGGUGUCAUGUUGUACAUUCUUCUCUCUGGUGUUCCGCCUUUCUGGACCGAAUCGGAGAAUUGUAUAUUCGAUGCAAUUUUACGCGGGCACAUAGAUUUUAGUUCUGACCCAUGGCCUUCGAUCUCUAGUGGAGCAAAGGACCUCGUGAGGAAGAUGUUGAAUUCAGACCCCAAGCAAAGGCUGACGGCAUCCGAAGUGCUAAGUAUGAUUUACGUGUUCUCCAGGGCCGGCUCUGCCGACACUCCUCUUGACAAUGCUGUUCUAAGUAGGCUCAAGCAGUUCAAGGCUAUGAAUCAGUUCAAAAAAGUCGCCCUAUGGGUCAUAGCCGGUUGUCUGUCGGAGGAAGAAAUCAUUGGGCUGAAAGAAAUGUUCAAAGGAAUGGACACUGACAACAGCGGAACAAUAACACUCGAGGAGCUAAAGCAAGGGUUGUCCAAACAGGGCACAAAGCUGUCCGAAUACGAAGUGAAGCAAUUGAUGGAAGCUGCGGAUGCUGAUGGGAAUGGGACGAUCGACUAUGAAGAGUUCAUUACAGCAACAAUGCACAUGAACAGAAUGGACAGAGAAGAACACCUUUACACGGCCUUCCAGUAUUUCGACAAGGACAACAGCGGGUACAUAACCAUAGAAGAACUAGAGCAGGCACUAAGAGAUUUUGGCAUGGAAGACGGCAAGGACAUAAGGGAAAUCAUCAAUGAAGUCGACUCGGAUCACAUAAGUUUUUUCGAAUUUAUUAGCAUAUUAGCAAGAUCGAUUUUAUAA